Olea europaea var. sylvestris is the source of this 889-nucleotide messenger RNA. RefSeq names its product protease Do-like 9. Lineage: Eukaryota; Viridiplantae; Streptophyta; Magnoliopsida; Lamiales; Oleaceae. The record is from RefSeq and is a predicted model, not a curated record. The coding region runs from base 96 to 392 and encodes 98 amino acids. Gene Ontology annotation, molecular function: serine-type endopeptidase activity. Gene Ontology annotation, biological process: proteolysis. The transcript is spliced from 4 exons.
UUGGUGUUCUCACUUUCUAGUGCCUGUCUUACCAGUAUGCAAAAGAUUAUGAAUUCGACGCCCCAGUCAAAUUGUUGGACAAACUUUUGCAUGCAAUGGCACAAUCAAUAGACGAGCAGCUAGUUGUUGUUUCUCAGGUGCUUGUUGCUGACAUCAAUAUUGGAUAUGAAGAUAUAGUCAACACUCAGGUUCAUGCCUUCAAUGGAAAGCAUAUCACGAAUCUAAAGAGCUUGGCAAGCAUGGUGGAAAGCUGUGAAGAAGAAUUUUUGAAGUUUGAUCUUGAAUGUGAGCAGAUUGUGGUCUUACAGACUCAGAAGGCAAAGGCUGCAACUAAAGACAUUCUUGCGAUGCAUUGUAUCCCUUCAGCCAUGUCCGAUGAUCUUAAGACAUGAAAGCCAACUGUUAAGGUUUGGAAGUCCUUAGCCCACAAUAGUUUCUUCUAGUUUUCCUAUCCAAUUUUGCUCUCUCAUCUCUUUUAUAUAUGCUUAGUUUACUUACAACUUACAAGUCAAGUGAUGGGGUCUUUGAAAGUAUGUACCUGUCUGAAUCUUAAGAUGGUAAAGAAUCUCGAUGCUAAAAUAAUGCCGAUAUUAUUUUGUCAGUGGACUCGAGAUUAUUUCGUCAAAGUUCUUCCACAAGAACUACAUUUUGUAGAAUUUCAUCUCGCUGUAGAAAUUGGAAAUUGCAUUCUGAAAUUCGUCAGCAGGAGGAUUUUGAGGCUAAGAAAGAAGAUUGUAGCUUAUGUUUCUUUUUAGAUUUUACCUUCUGAUAUUUGGAUUUAACCAUGCUCUACAAAUAUGUUACAGGAGAGAGAAUUACUUUCUCCAUACCGAAUCAUAACUGUAUAUUAGACUUCUGUUUACAUAAGAGAGAAUUACUCUGCAUACUA